UUGUUUCAGUCGGACGCUGAGUGCCUUCACAUCAUCAUCAUCGUCAUCAUCAUUAUCAUUUCUUCUUUAAUUCUCAGUUUGGAUUAUUCCUGCUCCUCUCAGAGGCUCCUCUGGAUCAGAUGAAGGUGGAGGGCUUGCAGGAGGACGAGGAGUCCAUGUCUUCAGCAGACCGGACCACCACUGACGCUGCCGCCGCUGCUGCAGGUGCAGUCCGUAUGGGUGGGGCUCUGUGCAGCCCCGGCUCGGCUGAACGCUGCAUGUCACGGCUGCUGAGCGCGGUGGAGAGCGAGCUGCAGGCCGGCAGGGAGAAGGGUGAUCCCACGGAGCGCGAACUGAGGGUGGUGCUGGAGGAUGCCGAGCUGUGGAGGAAGUUUCAGCACAUCACCAACGAGAUGAUCGUCACCAAGAACGGACGGCGGAUGUUCCCGGUCCUGAAGGUCAGCGUCUCCGGUCUGGACCCCAGCUCCAUGUACUCCUUCCUGUUGGACUUUGUGCCGGCCGAUGGCUGCCGCUGGAAGUUUGUGAAUGGAGAGUGGGUGGCGGCGGGGCGGGCGGAGGGCCGCAGCGAGGGUCGGGGACAUGGCGGCAUCUACAUCCACCCCGACUCGCCAAACUUCGGAGCUCACUGGAUGAAGGCGGCCGUGACCUUCAACAAGGUCAAACUCACUAACAAGGUCAACGGAGGAGGACAGAUCAUGUUGAACUCUCUCCAUAAGUACGAGCCACAGCUCCACAUCGUGUGUGUCGGCUCACGUCAUCGUCUCGUCUCCAACGUGUCCUUCAAGGAGACGCAGUUCAUUGCCGUCACCGCCUACCAGAACGAAGAGAUCACGGCUCUGAAGAUCAAAUACAACCCGUUCGCUAAGGCCUUCCUGGACGCCAAAGAGAGGAACCCGGGUGGGCGGAGCUUAGCAGAGUCAUCAGAGAGUCGUGUCGGGAUUCAGCCCUGUUGGUCUCUGUGCUCGGCCGGAGGGGGUGGAGCUUUUCCUUAUGGCAGCAGCCUCCCUCUGACAUCCCAUCAUCACCACGGUUACAAACACCACGGUUACCCCGGGCGACACACACCUUACCCCACCACCUACCUGCCGCACCGCACACACUCCUCAGUGUGUCUGUCUGAAGGAGUGUUAUCAGACGGAUGGAGCAGCUCCUCCCCUCGUCCCCCCUCCUCCUCCUCCUCUUCCUCCCUGUCCUCUCCCCCCUCCCUCCCCUUGACUAGCAGCGCUCCUUCCUCACAGCCUCCUCCUCCUCCUCAUAACUCCAGUCAGUAUCCCUGUCUGUGGACCGUCGGAUGCACUGAGCUAAGCCCCGCCCACUCACCCUGCACCACUCUCCACGGACCAAUCAGCAGCGACAGCCUGAUGCAGCCGCCCAGUCACGGUCGAGUGGGCGGUGCCGGAUGGCCACCUGGCCCCACCCACUCCUUCUGA
Molecule: messenger RNA, 1430 nt
Organism: Epinephelus fuscoguttatus (brown-marbled grouper)
Lineage: Eukaryota; Metazoa; Chordata; Actinopteri; Perciformes; Serranidae
Product: T-box transcription factor TBX19-like
Exons: 9
Coding region: 120-1430 (436 amino acids)
Biological process (GO): regulation of transcription by RNA polymerase II; cell fate specification; mesoderm formation
Cellular component (GO): nucleus
Molecular function (GO): DNA-binding transcription factor activity, RNA polymerase II-specific; RNA polymerase II cis-regulatory region sequence-specific DNA binding
Source: RefSeq, a predicted model, not a curated record